Molecule: messenger RNA, 1407 nt
Organism: Verticillium alfalfae VaMs.102
Lineage: Eukaryota; Fungi; Ascomycota; Sordariomycetes; Glomerellales; Plectosphaerellaceae
Exons: 2
Coding region: 1-1407 (468 amino acids)
Molecular function (GO): nucleic acid binding
Source: RefSeq, a predicted model, not a curated record
AUGGUGCAACACAGACCUCCCGAACCCCCCCUAUCACAUUCUUAUCGUGCGGCCUUUGCCACUAGGUUUGACACUGAUCGCGUAGCUUCCCGCCAGAUCCUUGACCAUGGCAUGCAGAAUCGCAUCAUACGUGGCCUUCAGACCUCAGCCUGUGGCACUCCUCGCUGCACUAUGGAAGCUCAACAUUUGUGCGAAGAACUCUCUCUUCAGCGCUACUGGGCUGAAGACUUCGUCUCAAGAUUUCCCGAACAUCGUGGGGAGUUUGCAGCCAUGCAACUGAUACAAGCUUUACCUAUGGGUGUCCAAAAACCGCACUACAUCCAGAUAGGCCCACGCGAGGUCUCUGCUUCGGAGCAGAAUCCGAGCCAUUCACCUCGUGCAACGCAGUACCCCUCCGCAUUUCCUGCUGAAAAUAAGGGUGAAUCUCAUCCACAUCCUUCCGCCAUAGAAAUUCCCGUCACCUCGGACGACAAUCCACCGCUGAUGCCUCGUUCUCAUUGUGUUGAGCCGAUUGCCGACUUGCUUACCUUCGCAAUUGUUGGCAACGAAACGCCGGCACCUCGCCCGGCCACGCCAACCGUCAACCAUGGAGCCGACAGCUUUCCGAAAAAGGACUUGGGUGAACGGGAAUCCCAGGAUGCGCUCCAUAUGGCUGACACCAUUCAUGUUGCAAGUGAUUUGAAACCCGACGUUUCCCCCGAACAACCCUUUGAGCCAGCACCGAAUAUUCCUCUUACAUUUCUUGCCCAGCUCAAGGCUGGCGCCUUUGGUCACCAGUCCCAGUCACGUACCGUGAUAAUUAACAACCUCCCUAACAAUGUUGGCAUUGGUCAGGUCCUCGAGCAUGUCUGUGGAGGCCGCGUCGUCAAAGCUAUUCUUGUCAGCGUGGCAGGACUUCCCGGGUUGGGAGACAUGUCGGCGAUAAUUACUUUCGAGACGCCCCAGGCAGCGCAGAGGUUCAUGCAACUCGCUGCUCAACGAAAAUUUGGCUUCAAGACAAUCAAUGGUAAUCAUGUGGAGGCCUCGGUCGUGUCUUCUGGUGUUGCGUCGCACCCCUUCAAGCCUAAUGUAGGCAGGUUGCUCGAGAUGGGCUGCACCAGAUGCCUCCAGGUUGAUGUCCAGGUGCACCGUUCAAUUGACCCUUGCAGUGCCAACAACUUCGAUGCAUCCAAGACGCCUUUCACUGACUGUCGAACUUUCCCUCACGAGCUCGGCAAACUCAUGUCGGUCGACAAAGUCCCGAAUCGUCUUUCCAUGGGAUCGGCAGUCGACUCGUCGGUCAGCAAUGGCAGCCGACAGGUCGAUGACCGACAGAAGCAUGAGAUGCGCGAGAUUUACGACUUGGCUGGUAUGCCAUGGCCCCGAGGAAGCUCCGCGCGAACGCUACGCCGACCGAGAGCGCUCUGA